This is a messenger RNA of Arabidopsis arenosa, 2257 nucleotides long. Lineage: Eukaryota; Viridiplantae; Streptophyta; Magnoliopsida; Brassicales; Brassicaceae. The record is from the annotation of a GenBank genome assembly.
AUUUUUCUAGGUAACACAGCUAGCCAAAGAAGGAACAGGAAAAACGACUUUGGGAAUGGUGAUGGUGAAAAUGAUGUUGGAAUGAUUCAAGAGGCUGAUAUUGGUGGUGGCAUUAAGUGGCGUUGAAGGCUUGGGGGAAUUAGUGUCGAUAUACAGUGAUCUCUGUCAGAUGGGAAUACCACCAGCAGUCAUCAAUGCGGAUGAGCUUCAGGGAGAUCCCGAGGUUUUAUAUUUUCAUCGCUCAAAAAAUGGUUCAGUUGAGGACUUAAACAUUCUGGAGAUGGAUGCGGAAGACAAGCUAAAUACUGACCAGUGUUCUCCAUCAUCAGUUCAUGGUGAAGAAACUGUCUGUGUUCUUGUUCCUCACGCAGAUUACUGUCUCCCUGGCAAAACCAGAGCAACUGAGUUGCAAACAUUAUGGAAGAAAGAGGAGUCGAAGAAAACGUCCUCUGUGUUUUUUCUUUUGAUGGUCUUCAGAUUGCUUGGGAGCAUGAACAGUUUUCAAGACUCCGAGAAACUGCUGGCACUUUAUCCGAACUUUUCAACUCCACCUGAGUUACUCGAAAAACAAAUUGCCUUUGAGAUUGGCCAACAAGCUGGUGUUAGUACAUUAACAUUGCUCAAAACUGCGGUUCAGCAACAGCCAACAGAUGAUCCUUUUGAAUAUCACUCACUUCACUUGGUCCCUUGGAUCAGGAUCGAAGAAAUACCGCCUUCCUCUGCGAAGGUACACCUUCCAUCAUUUCUCGAAUUAGGCUUAGGGGAAUUAGUUUUGAUAUGUAGUAAUCUCUGUGAGAUGGGAACACCACCAGCAGUCUUCGAUGCGGAUCAGCUUCAGCUAGAUCCCGAGAUGGAGUAUGGGCACCAUGGUGGUAUAAGAGUAUGCACGAAUCAACAGGUUUCUCAUCUCCAAAGAAGUAUCCUCGAGGGAAAGAUAUUCAAGCUUGAGGAAAAUCUAGAUCGCAAAAUCUCUGGCUUUCGAAAUGUUCCAGCGUGUAAAGAGGUUAAAGAAGCAAUCUUCAGAUCUCUCAUAACCAAUGGUAUGUUUGACAAUACUCAUAUCAGGUUGUCUCUGUCUCGAGGUAAAAAGGUAACUUCUGGAAUGAGCCCCGCAUUUAAUCGAUCUGGAUGUACUCUUACGGUGCUUGCCGAAUGGAAGCCUCUGGUCUAUGACAAUGACAGUGGAAUUGUGCUGGUGACUGCAACCACGCGCCGAAACUCGCCAUUAUGCUUGAUGGAGGAUGGAGUCAAGGAGGAGGAAUUGGGAACGCUUGUGGUUGUUGUUACAUGUGAAAUAACCUUGAAGUUUUUCAUUGAUGAUGAUUUUGCUGAUGGAUAGAAUUAUUACUGCCAAGGGAGUGAUACUUGAUUUAUGCAUGUUUACUUAAUGUACACUCUGGAUUUGGCUCAUCUUUGUUUCUCGAGUAACCUUAAGAAGGGUCUUCUUAGUUCUUAGUUCAGUUUUGUAGAGUUACAUGAGGCCGUUUUGUCACUUUGCUUCAGCAAAUUUCUUUGUAAAAUUUGUGACUUCAUGAUUGUUUUCUGUUCUUCCCUUGAUCUCACUACUUGCGUAGAUAGUGUGAAAUGCACGUUAAAACAUUGCUGAUGGGUGAAGGUUUGUUUGUAAAAUAGCUUCAUUAACUCUUGGGAAUCUGCAUACUCUUAAGCUUGCAUAUUAUUUUUGCAUUUGCAGAGCAUCAAUAUUCUUACUGCAAUGAUUCAUGAGGAGUAGGCGUUGCUGAGUUGGAAGUACACACUUGGAUUCCUGUCAAGUUGUCAAAAACCUCAUCACAGAGUUUUCUUAGCUUGUUCUACUGUUUGAUCCUUAUUGUAUUGGUUACCUUUAUUGAUUUCUUUAAAUUGCUCCUUGUGCAGAUACAUGGGACAUCACGCUUAGGUUGUAGAGCGUCUCAAAAUGAGAAACAGUUCCACUUUAGGUUUUGGCUCCUAAAUUGCAUUUGUGGCUUUCUUCUAUCGAUGAAGUGGUCUAGAGGUUUGGGUGUCUUACUUUGCUGCGUGAGAAUUGAUGGGUCAUUGCACAUUCUUAUGUGGUUGUGUAUGGUUUCAAGGGUUUUACUCGUUUUCUAAUUUUGUAUACCUACUUUACCUGUUUUUUUUUAUCUGGAUGAAUCUGGUUAUUGAAUGUUGUUCUUUUCAAGUGUUUACAAUUUAUCCUCUUGCUGUGGGAUAAGUCUAGCUGUGGAAACCAAGGGCCAGGGAAAAAGGUUGAUGCUUUAGCUGCCUUGACUUCUGCAUU